UGAUUGUAUGUCACUCUCUGAUUCUGAGCCUAUUACUGCUGCUGGCCCUGCUUUGAAAAGAAAAAUUUGUGACACAUGCUCGGGCACUUACUUCAGGUUUUGCAUCAGAUGUAAGCAAGAUAAGGAGUUUGAACAGUCAUUGCAGAAAGAUAGUCAAAAGAAUUCAUUUGACUCUGAAGGUGGAUCAACAUCCGAAGAACCAUCCAAUGAAAAUAUUACUGACAGAUCUAUCAAAAAUUUGGGAGAACAACGUAUUAAACCUUUAUCUAGUAAUUCACCAAAAUUAAACUUGGAGAAAGAGUUGAAUGUUUUGUCAGCGAAGUUCAUGAAAAAAAGUAAAGUAACUGUUAAUAUCAGAAGAAGAUGUGUAUUUAAUGAUGUUAUGCAAAAAAUGGAGGUGUUUUUUUCAGAUGCUGAAUUGUCUCCUUUCAAGGUAGAAUUCACCAGUAUGGGUGGUAAGGAAGCUGGUGUAGACACAGGUGGUCCUACUCGUGAGUUAAUAUCGCUAUUUUAUCAAAGCACAAUUGGUAAACUUACAUAUGGCCGUCAAAAUAAUGAAUUUUUUAUCCAUGAUCUGCAAAAGUUAACAGAAGAUCAAUAUAUGUUUUUUGGAAAAUUUGUGUCAUUAUCUUUAUUACAUGGUUGCAAUCCACCAUACUUCAGUGCUGGUCUCAGUGGCUUUAUAGUGGGGCAUAAAGACUGUUUAUGUUGCAUUGAUGACAUACCCAGCAUUGACCUCAAAAUUAAACUUGAAAAUAUCAGAAAUUGUGAUAAAGAAGCAGAAUUUCAGUCUCAAGUUCAACGUUUCCAUGAACGAUUUGACUAUGGUUACAACAAACCAUGUCCGAAACAAGCAGACAAAACUGAUUUAUUGCAAAAGGGGGCUCACCACAUCAUAAUAUCUAUGCAAUUAGAGGAAAUUCAGCAAUUUUUAAAGGGACUUGAAGCUUUUGGUGUUCUUGAUCUGCUUAGAAAGCAUCCUUUGGAAGCCAUAAAGUUAUUCACUUACAACCAAGAUCUUGUUGAUCCUGAGGUUAUCAAGUCCUGUUUUGAUGUAACAUAUUCGAACGAAAGUGAUAAAGCUUCCCUAGAGGAAGAUAUUUUUUACAAUUGAAAAAACUUCCUCGAUGAAUUGGGUCACGGUAAGUCUAUCACUGUUAAAACUUUCACCCUAUCGGAUGUCGAGAAUGAAAAAACAGAAGAGAGUGCUAAAUCAGAGAAAAAACUUUCACUAGGCGUUGUUAUGAUGUUUCUCACAGGCUCUACUGUUGUACCUAAUAACGAAAAAAUCAAAGUUCUUUUUGAUCAUAUAACUGGAAAGGGAAGAAUCAGUGUUUCGACAUGUCAGUAUCAGCUCACUUUUCCGGUUGUACCAAGAUAUACUGGGUCAAAAUUUUCUAGAAACAUUACCGAAGAUAUUAUUAAUUCGCCGGGCUUUGGCAUUGUUUAAAAAUACUUAUUGUUUGAUAAGUAUAUUUUAUCAGUGGUAUUCUAUUGUUUUUUGAAUUAGCAUAUUUUUUAAAACAUCAUUU
Hydractinia symbiolongicarpus is the source of this 1532-nucleotide messenger RNA. RefSeq lists its product as uncharacterized. The transcript has 2 exons. Gene Ontology annotation, molecular function: ubiquitin-protein transferase activity. NCBI's taxonomy places the organism in Eukaryota, Metazoa, Cnidaria, Hydrozoa, Anthoathecata, Hydractiniidae. Bases 8 to 1114 code for a protein of 368 amino acids. The record is from RefSeq and is a predicted model, not a curated record.